AUGGAAGCACGGAAUCGUUUGGAAGAUAUUUUUCAGGACAACCAAAAUGCUCGAGCUGUCACUCUUGAGCAAGAGUUUUCUAACACUCGUAUGGAGGUUUUUCCCAAUGUCUCUGCUUACUGUCAGCGUCUUAAGAUGCUUUUUGAUCAGUUGAGAAAUGUCAGCUCCCUUGUCAACAAUCAUCGUCUGGUCCUUCAACUGAUCUCUGGUCUCCCAGAAGCUUACCGCAGUGUUGCUACUUUGAUUCGCCAGAGCAACCCUCUUCCGACAUUCUAUCAGGCUCGUUCGAUGCUCACUUUAGAAGAAACUGGUAUAGCUAAGAUGGCAAACACAGGCUCUCAUGCUGCUAUGCACACCACUCAACCGAAACCUACUGAAGACACCUCUCAAAAUGGCAACCGCCGCCCCGACAACCGUUCUCGCUCUCAUGGCAACCAGGGCAACCGCCACCCCGACAACCGUUCUCGCUCCCAUGGCAACCAGGGUCGCAGAGGGGGACGUGGUAACCGCUCAGUAACAACAGUAUCCAACCUGACAACCAUGGGGUUGGACUCCACCACCAUGGACUAUGCCACCGUGUCCGUAUCCCACCUCUCAGUGGACACGCCCUGUCGGUCCUCCUAA
Messenger RNA from Lathyrus oleraceus (garden pea), 624 nucleotides. RefSeq lists its product as uncharacterized. The record is from RefSeq and is a predicted model, not a curated record. Lineage: Eukaryota; Viridiplantae; Streptophyta; Magnoliopsida; Fabales; Fabaceae. The coding region runs from base 1 to 624 and encodes 207 amino acids. The transcript has a single exon.